UUAUGAACUCCAUGUGAGAAGGAAAAAUAAGUGUCUGUGAGCCCCACAGGGCUGGCAGAAAUUUACAACAGAUUCGCCAUCAGAAACCCAGUCUUGAAUGGCUUUGUUUCAGUUCUGCACAAGAGCAGAUCUGCUCUACAAAGGCAGUGCAGCAAAAGGACACCUGACCCCUGGCAGCAGAAAGAGAAUAUCCCAAUCACACUCACUAAUCUUUCUGCUGGCUCCACUGAUGAUAUAAAAAGCCAGAGGGACAAUCAUUACUUUAUAUUCUAAUUACCUGCCUGACAAAAGGCACUGCAUUUCCCCAAAUCCCCAUUCGGCCUCAGCUCUACAAAGUUAAACCAUUCUUACACAUUUUCCAGAGGUCAAGUAUUCAAAGCAGCACUUGACAAAUCAGGUCAGUGAGUCAUAAAAGUACACAUCUUAUUUUUCUUGGCUAAAAUUCAUCAGCUAGAAUCUAAGGAUGCCAAACAGGUGUUUGUACUGUAAGGAGACUUUUUUUUUUUUUUACUUCUUCUCAUUAUUCAUGUACAGUCCCUAGGCAAAUUUAUAGCAAGCUUUUAAAAUUAGCAUUAAUAAUCUUAGGGGCUGAACUAAGACCCUAAUUAAGAUGGUAUAUGAAUGUUUCCUGCUUGCAUGUGAGAUUAUAGAUUUAAGCUACACAGUCUCAAGGCUCCUUAAGGAAUUAAUUUUAUUAACAAUGGUUUGGGAAAGAUGGUCAUUAUUCUUGCUUUUUUACAAGGUGUUGAGACAUCAAGAGAAAUAUUUUACUAUUUUGACCUGUGGCCUGUUAAUCCAUGUUUAGGACCUGGUUUCUCAGUGGACAUUGUAAGUCACAGUGUAACUGCCCUGGUCCUGGUGGCUGGACACACUCACCACCUCUGAAAGCGCUUUCCAACUAGUGAGGCAUUGAGGAAAGGAGGAGCUUUCUCAGAAGCAUGCAAAGGCUUUGCUGAGGUGAGAUUUCUAGCUUCACACAGGACUGCCUCAGCAGAAGCAAGAGGUCAGUUUCCAACAAAUGAUGAGGCUGCUUCAGCAACAAGACCAGCCUUUCAUGCAAUAUUGUUCCACUGCUCACCUGGAAAAUUAGUAACAAAACAGGAUAGAUUUAUCAAACUACCACCUCUCUUUCCCACAGCCAUAUUGCACCUGCAGGGUGAAUCCUUCCUGCAAGCUACAGACACAUGGAUCACAGCCAGUUUUGGAACAGGUCCUUGCAGGGCCGUCCCGCUAGAAAUGGCAAAUGCUGGCACUGCUGACUGCCACUGCUAGAGCUGCAGGAGUGGAGCCUGCCACUGCCAACUACACCUGCAGUUUUCUGGGAGCCACAAACUAAAAGAAGAGUUGGUGAAAAAAAGUCCAAGCAAGAAAUAAGAGAUUAAGAUUCUAAUACCAAAUUUCUAUCAUCGGUCCUGAACACAACUUUUGCUCUGAGAGAUAAGCCUUGAGAAAUCAUAAAAAGUGCACCACAGUUGAACAGUUGCAGAGCUGAAAGGGACAUUUAGCAAUGGCCUUUCCCUCUGCCCACAGCAAGGCAGCAAAAAACACCUGCAGCUUUGCAGCACAAGUUGCAGGUUGAAUCAAGGUUUAACUCAGGUUAAAGAGUCCUCUCUUCAGAAGUUACCACACAUCAGUGAAAUAAGUUCAUGUUUCUUUUUGUGGAUAAACAGAGUCUUCUCACUGGAAACAACUGCCAUUUACCGAGUAGCCUAGAAAGCUGUUAACCUGAUUUAGCUGAACUGACAACUCGUUCUUACCAAAAGCAAUCAUACACUCCCACAGUGACCAAAGCUUUCCUGGCAGAGCUCUCUCUCUGGAUUUAUCAUUAACAUCUACAUCCUAACACUGCUAAAUAAUUCAGUACAGCAUUUAGCCUUGUGUCCUUGCCUCCCUACUCAGAAAACACUUUCUUUUCUGUAUGUUUCAGCAACAGGGAACAAAACCCUGCCUGGAAUGUGGUUCCACCUUGUGCUGUAUAACUGAGGGAGGAACCUCACUUACACCCUUUCACUCUCAAUAUAGAAGCAUUGGUUUUAUUUCUUUUCUUUUGUUGGAAAUAGUGUUUAUUAGAUAACUAAAUAUAGAGCAAUAUUUAUCCACAUGGACUCAUGACCAUGCAGGCUUAGAUUCACAUGCAAAUUCCCCUUUUAAUAAUCCUAAUGCAGGGAGUGCUCCAAUCAGAGCGCGAUCAGCCCCAGCUCCCAGAUACCUGAUGCCAGCUUUGCUGGUAAUGUAGGCCACCGAAGCAAAUCCAGAGAGAUUGAGUUGGAAGAGGAGAGAGGCUCUGAGAUCAAUUUUCUUGGCUUCCUGACGAUGAGGGGGUGUAUAACUUCUUUUUUUUUCUUUUCCACUGUAAAGGGGAUGUCGUUUAAGAGGGAUCAUUAGCCGCGAGCAGCCUGGCUGGGUCAAGGCUGGGAGGCGGAGACGCAGUUGCAAGCAGCGAAGCAAGGUGGAGGCACGAAGACAGAAGACCAGGUUAAUGAAAGCAUGAGGUGGCUCUUGGGCAGCAGCUUAAAAAAUUUUGGACAUGCUGACAGGGGAAACUAUGACUGGCUUAACAGUGAACCAGGUGGGCCACUUCUGGAAACAGAGCUUCAGAGCAGACAACAGAUAAGUUCAACCAAAGACGACAUAGAACCAUUUCUGUGUAUCAUAUUGCCUGCCACCAUGAUGCUCUUCCUGGCAUUCCUGCUGCUCUUCCUGUACCGCCGUUGCCAGCGCCCCGCUCAGCAGGGGCAGAUCUUCAGCAUCGACCUUCCUGAGGCCCUGCCCGAGCACGACGUGUCCCAUUUCCUUUCUGCGCUGCCCUGGAGCAGUGAGCAGAGCUUCCACUACUCCACGCUGCUCCCCGAUGCCACAUUCCUGUCUGUGUGUUUGCCUCCGUCCUACGAGGAGGCCACAAUGAAAACUUCCGUGGAAGAGGCUCACAUUGAGCUCUCUCCAGACCCAGUGCCUCCUUACGAAGAGAGCACGCUGCAAACCAGCGCACCAAAUAAACUUCCUACAGAAGCACCUUAGCUGAAGCAUGCAGCACAAAGGUAGAACUGCUAUGGCCUUUAAAAUUUGUGAAAAUAUUCCAAAUAAGGCACAAAACCAAUGAAUUUAUGAAGGAAGAAACUUGAAGUAACAGGGACUGCGUCUCUUCACCUCAUCCUAGGAUUCUCUACCUUCCAUUUGUGGCAAGUGUACACAUGGUGUAGCACCAAAUCAAAUCCAGACUAGUAACACGGGGAUUCUAGUUAACAAACAUGUCAUGCAAGGAUUAAACUUAAGGAAAGCUGGGAAGCUCUUCCUUUGUAAUCCCUCAGCUACAACGAAAUGUCAAUAACGCUAUAGAUUCAGCAAUCACAACAAGGGCUUUUAGCACAUACAUAUUCCAGUUUGGGGGUUUUUUUUUUGUUUUAUGCAUUUAUAUUUAAAUGAGUCUUUGUCAAGCUGAGUCGCUCAGUCUGUGUGUGUUUACAUCACAUCAUUCUGCAGUGCUCUGGAAUGAUCACAACAGCUCUCAGGAAAGCAAAUAUAUAACCUCUACAAAAUUUCCAGUAACUGUCCACAAAGGUUCAAAUGUGCACUGUGAAUAAAGGCUGUCUUUUCUCACAGUUGGACAAUGAGGACAACCAGCAACCAGAAAAGACCUGAUUGUUCUGGGUGAGGAAACCUCCAUGCAAAAGCACACUCACUCUGCUGCUGCAAGCUACUUGCCAAGGUCUGUAAGGUCCCAGCAUUCCAGACUACUCGGCUGACUUCUUUUCCAAGUCUAAAAUAAUAAAACAUGGGACUUACUUGGUGCAGUGUGUAAAGGAGUUGGGAAAAAUUAAUAAAAUUCAGUGCACCAAAAAAGCCCUGAUCUGUAUUUCAAAACAGCAUUAUAAUCCUUUCCCCUUCAUCCCUAGGGCAGGGUGAGGCUAGUUCAAGUGUGUUGGUGGCAGUGGUUCAGAGUGUUUGCUUAUGAUUUCAGAAAAUGAUGCAUGUCAUCUUUAAUUCUUACAGGAUAGCAUUUUCACUAGGUUGAUAGAUACCUUUGUUACAGGAGGUGGUUACUACAGAUCCUGACAGCCUCAAAAGUUAUGUUGGCAAGCCACAGACAAAUGCAGUGCCAUGGAAUAGCUGACACCUGCAAGGAAGAAACUGUCGUAGCAGCUGGUGCAGUCUUGGUGUAACUUACAAACCCAAAGGUUUGCACUGGAUGAUUUCAACAGCUGUCAGGACGUGUCAAUAACAACCAGUCCUGCUUUACAGACUUAGCAUGUUCCUUAAAAGAACCCAACAAAAACAACAACACAGUAACAGAAGAAAAUAUCCUCACUGUACAGCAGAAGAAAGGCCACUUUAGAGCUGCAAAGUGGUUGAAUUCUGUGUUAUGUCAACAGUGACACAAUCACAGUAACCAAAUUGUCCAUAUCAAAAUUGAUGUUCCCACUCAUAGAUUUCUCUUACAAUAAGGAAAAAAAUAUGCCUUUUUAUUUAGGAAAAAAAAAAAAAAAAAGGGUUAUCUUCUUGAACUACAAAUUUGAGAUAAUUCUUUUUCUAAUGUUCCAUUUGGGUCAUCAAACUGAAGCAGCAGAUGUUUUGGAAAACUCCAAAUUCAAUCAACCAUUUUUCUUCUCAGACCAUAUCUGGGAACAGUUCUCGGUAUUUGCUGGCAUGUUUGAAAGUAUCAUAUUCUACUGCCUCCUCACAUUUUCUUUACUUCCUUAAUACUUGGUAUACAUGCAGUUGUUUCUAAGGAAAGCUGGAAAAGUACAAGAGCCCAAAAAAACUUACCAAAUUGCAAAGGUGCAAAGGUUUGAGAUUCAAAGAUAAACCACUUCUGCCUCUGGUGUUUGUAUAUUCCACUAACUUCAGGAUAAUUGUACAGAUAUGCUUGAAAACACACACAUUGUCGUAUCAGUUUGAAUAUAUUUUGCCUUAAGAGAGCUAUUGUGUUCUGAAAUGAGUUAUGCUGUUCUUCAGCAUGAUCUCUUCUUCAACCCUUAACUUGGGUAGAGCCUGAUACUCAGACUCUGGGCUCAUCAUUCUAAACUGCUCUCUAGCUACCUUAGUUACAGUUAAGAAAAAAAUUUGACUGGUAUUUCUUGUGACUGAGACACUUCUAUGCCUAGUUAAGAAUUGCUAUUCUCUGCAAGAAUAUAGAGAGUGAUUGUGUUUUAUGUAGUAUUUAUUGGGCAACUCUCAAAUCCUGCUUUAGAAAAUAGCUUCUGAUUGUUAGCAUUGCUAAAGACAAUUGAAAACAGAUACUUGCUCAAAUCUGUAUUAAGAGAAACACUGCCAUGACUUAAAUUCUUCUUUCUAGUAAACUGCUUUUUAUUCCAUCUGGAAUUGGUAUCCCUUAUCUCAUUCCAACACAGAUUUGUCUAGUCUUGUAUGUUAAUUGUCCCUAGUAGGUUUCAAUAUGACCGGCAUCUCUAGUCUUAAAUCUCCACCCCAAAGAGAAGGCCCACCAAAAAUUAUAUAUAUAAACAAAAAACAAACAAACAAACAAAACCAAUGUUUCUCAAGCAAAUAUACUGAAAUUGAAUCACUAUUUCCUAGAAGCUGCCUCUGAUCCCGUCAGGCUGUGCUGGCACACAUCUCAGCAGCCACCGUGCUACUGAUGUUGGUGCUGCUGGUUGUGGAGCAGCUGUCAGGUCCUCUGGGCAAACACCUUGUGCAUCAAAGAAGAGAGCUCAUGACCUGUAAGGAACUCCUGCCUGGGAAUAGGAGCAACCAUAGGUGCAAUGGGAAGAGCUUCCAUUGUUUUAGCUGCAGUAAUCUGAAAGGUGAAGGUUUAGAGCACCCCAUCUAAAAGAAGGAUGUUGGAUUUGGGACCAUAAACACAAAGACUGAGGAGGGACAUUAAGUUUUCAAUUACAUAAAAGGUAACAGCAAACACAGUAAAAUAGGGACCCUUCAUGCCUACACCAGUCUGAACUAAUGCUAGUGAUUUUAAACUGAAACAAGAUUAAAUCAGAACAGGAAUUUCUAAAAGUGAAUUGUAGUCUGAAAGUGCAGUGAAGCAGUGGCAGCACCAUCUCCGGACACACAGAGAAGGUAGACAAACCAGAAUGAUGAAGGCUUCUGGUUAGAGCAGAGAGUGGAUUAGACUUCUCUGUGUCCUUUCCUGUUCCUAUGCCCUAAAGUUACACCAAAGUAAAUUUUGUUCCUUGUUUCCAAAUUGUAUGAAAUCAGAUGGCUUUCUUUGAAAAUUUCAUAUUAUGAGAUUUCACAUGCGUCCAGAAAUCACUGUAACACUGGCAUUGUAUUUUAUAGCCAUAAGGUUAUUUUCCUUUUUUUUUUUGUUUAAAUCUUGUAUCUGCUAGUACACAUACAAAUUAUGAACUUACCUUGAUGUGAAGGGUAAUUGUAAUUCAUUUUUCUAUUAUGAAAAUACUAAGGAACCCUGAUGAGAUUAAUUAUGUAUACACUACCCCUUGUUUAUAUUUAGUAGGAAACUAUGGAACAAUGCAGGCCCUUUAAUUAAGGGGCCUUCACAAGCUUGGAGAGCAAUCUCUGUGCUUGUCUUCCCCAUGAGAGCUGCCAGAGUCUCUCACAGACAUGGAUCCAUUGUUCUACAGACCAAAACGAAUACACAUCUUGCACAUAUGGCAGAUUCUUGAUCCAAAUACACUUAAUGUAAAAGAACACAGGUAAUUUAUACAAAAUAGUUCUUCUAGAUAUCCACUGAAAGUAUUCAGCACGUAUCUCCAAUAAUGCUGCAGUAGUUUCGUAUUAAUAGAAUAUCCUGCCUGUAUCAUUUUAGCCAAAGGAAGAAAAGAUGACACAGCUCUUUGCAACCACUGUGGGAUCUCAGAAAAUAAUAUCUCACAUAAAAUUGAUGCAUGCUUCUGCAAAGAUUGAGCAUCUGGCACCUGAUCUUUGCUGAAUUUAAAACUAACUCGUGACUCAUUGUUUUGUAUUUGCCAAUGAUAAAAUGUGCUUUUCAAAAGAGAAUAGUCAUUGCUUGGCAUUAUGAAGUUACCCUUGGUCUAGAGAAGGCAGAAUAAGCAUUGCAGUGCAUACAUGUCACUUCAGAGAGCUCCUCAUCUGUAACAAGUAUCUUGACUAGAAAUUUAGAAACCCAACUGAAGUGGAAAACGCUUUGAAAAAAGAAAACCAAACAAACCCUGACAGUAUAUCUUUAUGAUAGUUCAAUAAUAUAAUAGUGGCCAAGAAAGAACUGCUCCCAAAAUAAAACUCUUCACUUAAUCCACACUUUAAAGGAUUUUACUCGGGUUCUUAUGGGAGCAAAGCCUCCAAAUACAGACACACACACAACCUACUUUUGCUAGUACAAACUCCACUGGCAUGAACUAUAUAUGCUCCAGUAGUGGAAACUCUUACAAAUGUAGGUUAUAUCAAGAGGAGAAAGUGAAUGGGCAGUCUUAUGCUGGUUAGGAGAGUAAUUUUAUUUGGGUGAGGGUUUUUUUCUGUUGUUGCUUGCUAGGAUUUUUUUACAAAUUUCAAGAACAAACACUUUACAAAAACAUCAGAUAAGGAUGAAAUGAAUGCUUAUGGCAAAUAAAUUAUUCACUGACUCCUCUCUCAAAAACUGUCAUAAGUGAAACAGCUAUGAAUUUUUAAUAAUGAAAUUUCUUAAUUUCAGUCUGUUAGUAAAUAAUCAUGCCAUGCCUUUCAUUACAAAGCAGUUCUAUUCAUCUCUUGGAUAACAAGGUCUUCUGCAGAACAGGAAAGGUAUGUGAGUGUGGAGCCUCAGGAAGGUGUCCUCUGUAAUAAAGACAACCUGCCAUUCUCAGUGGGAUGGCCACCAAGGCUAGGCACAGCUAAUAAAUCAAUGCUGCAGACACGUGGGUGUUGAUGAAGACAGCAAAACCUCAUUGAAGACUCUCAGAUACAUGACUAGGCUGACAGUGGUGUAAAUGUAUGCUUGCACUUUCACAAGCUUCUCAUUAAAAAGGUAGAAAAAUGCCAAUGUCUUUCAUGUUUGUUGAGUGUAUGAAAGAAUCAAACUUGUCUGUGAGUUUGGCUCCAUCAGUAGUUUUGCUUCUGAUUAUUCACAGGUAUGUCAUGUCUAUGAGACCUUACUGUCAGAAAUUAAGUUUAAGGAGGAAGAAGCAAUCAAAACUGUAGUACUCAGAAUUUCAUAGAACCAAAUUAUAGAAUCAUUGAGGUUGGAAAAGGCCUCUAAGAUCAUCAAGUCCAACUUCAAGCCCAGUAUUGCCAUGUUCACUGCUAAACCAUGUACAUGAUACAUCUACAUUUUUUUUUUUUAACACUUCCAGGGAUGGUGACACAGCCACUUUCUUGUUUCAAUGCUUAAUAACUUUUUAGUGAAGAAAUUUUCCCUAAUAUCCAAUUUAAACCUUCCCUGGUGCAAUUUUCCCUCUCUUCUUGUCACUUUCUACGUGGGAGAAGAGGCCAACCCCUACCUCACUACAAACAUCCUUUCAAACAAGUUGUGCCAUUAGUACAAUCUUAUCUUAUCCGGUUCCUUUUGUAUUCAUUUGUCCCUCCAUGUCAGCAUUAUUUUAUUCUUGAAUGAUGAUUCUUGUUAUUUUUUUAUUGAACGCUACUGAACUUUUCAGACAUUUCCAUCUGUGGCAAAAAAAAAAAGUAUUUUAAAGCAAGAGAGCAUGGACAGCCAAUCCUCUCCAGUCAUGUCAAGCACCUUCAUAGGUCUAUCUUUUAUUUUAUAGUGUUUUGGCUUGUUGUUUAGUUUUUUUUCCAGGUUCAAACUGAGAGAACUGAAUGCAUGGGUUUUUUUAGCUCUUUGUAUACUAAUUAACUGAAUUCCUUUAGUGGCCUUCCAAGCAUAAAGCACAGGAAGAAAAGCCAUGCUCUUCCUGCCCUACACCACCAAGUAUCC
Messenger RNA from Taeniopygia guttata (zebra finch), 8803 nucleotides. It is a transcript of the gene SMIM28, whose product is annotated as small integral membrane protein 28. Lineage: Eukaryota; Metazoa; Chordata; Aves; Passeriformes; Estrildidae. The record is from RefSeq and is a predicted model, not a curated record.